UCGAAAGGAGAACACCUCUUACAUGGGUGCAUUCCUUAUUGAACUCUGUUUAAAGUUUGAGUUCGAUAUAACUGUACCUUAUCAGUUCAAUACGUUAAUAUUAAGACAUCAAGAUUCAAUCAGCGUUUCUAUAUGGAUGGUAGGUGGUUGGUUGUGUUAUCGCUAAAAGACUUGUGUUAAUUCUUCUUUGUGUGCACAGGGACGAUCUGACCAUGGACGACCUGUUUGCCAAGAAAAAAGAAUCGGGCGCCAUAUUGGAUCUGUCCAAGUCGGUUGCCAAUUCAAAGGAAGAGCUUAGGAGGAUCUUGGAUAAGGUGCCAGAUUUCAAAAUAAGAGCCGAGAAGGUGCCGGUCGAGAAUAUCAAAGUGAAGGACAAAACUUUCAAGUUCAAAUCUUGCAAAAACGAUUUGAAAGCUAUGAAGGACAAAUACCCGUUCUUGAAUCCACUGCCCAAUGAAUUGAGUUCAUUGAAAAUCAGUGAUCUAGCGUCAGUGUCGAUUGACUGGAGAAUGUUGACAUCGGCUAGGCCGAAAACUAAAUCGGAAGAAAAUUACUUCUCCAGAAUAAUAGAAUUGGCGAAACUAGAACGCAAAACACGUGAACAGGAAAAAAGACAAUAUCUGAAGGAUCCUCAAAUAAAGAAAUAUAAAAAUAGAGCUGGAGUUUUGGAGACAAGAAUUGCAACCUGUUCUGAAUGCGGAGAAGAAUUCUGCAAUGGGGAAGUUUGCACCAAAUUUUCAUACGAUGCGUUUGCAAGAGUUCCUGAAGUUGCUCCAAAAGCAGCCGUUAAAAAAACUGUAGAAAGUGUUGAAAGUUUCAAGAAAAAAAUAAAAAGGAGAGGAAGGUCCAAGAGCAAGUCCAAAAGAGAAAAAUCCCCACGAAAAAAGACCAAAUCACCAAGAAAAAAGUCUCAAACCAAAAAGAAAUCAAAUAUAUAACAAUUCGAAAUUUUGGAAGGAAAAAUACAUGAGUAAUUUUCUGUAUAAAAUUUGCUUCUCCGAGUACCUUUUCAGUGUAUAGGUAUCAGUUAUAAAACUUGUAGUCCCUUCAAUAGAAAAAGUUGAAAAGACAUUACGAAUUCGGGUGAUGUUUUAUAUGCCUACCUAUUUAUAAUACUUAUAUCUUCUUAUGAUCAUUGCUACUUCAAAAAUUUUUAUCAUUUUGUAAUAAAGAUUUUGAAAUAAAAA
Molecule: messenger RNA, 1187 nt
Organism: Harmonia axyridis
Lineage: Eukaryota; Metazoa; Arthropoda; Insecta; Coleoptera; Coccinellidae
Exons: 5
Coding region: 213-938 (241 amino acids)
Source: RefSeq, a predicted model, not a curated record